UGAAGAGGAUGAGAAGAUGGGUUUACUUUUUGGACUUCUGUGGCUGUUUACCAGCUUCCUACAGGGCGUGCACAGCCAGGGCGUGUACGCUUCGCCUACUGUGCGAAUUGUACAUGCAGGUCAGGCCUGUAAUGUGGAGGAAGAACAGUACAGCGAGAGGGUUUACACCAUCCGAGAGGGAGAGACUCUGGAACUGCAGUGCCUCGUUACUGGACACCCCCGACCACAGAUUCGUUGGACUAAGACAGCAGGUGGAGCCUCAGACCGUCCAGGAAACCUGUCGCUGAACAGUGGAACUCUAAAAAUUGAGAACAUCAGCCGCCAUCAGGGAGGGCGCUACUACUGCAAGGCUGAGAACGGACUGGGAUUCCCGGCCAUUCGCUCCAUACGAGUGGAUGUCUACUACUUGGAUAAACCAGUAAUAACUGUGCAUCAGAGUGAUGACGAAGCAAAGGAGCAGUUCUACUUUGAACGUACCGUCUUUCUUCGUUGUGCUGCCAACUCUAACCCUCCUGUCCACUACACCUGGACCAGAGACAGGGAGAUGCUGGCGGAGGGCUCAGACUCGGGGGUGGAGAUAUACAAGCCAUUUUUCACACAGGGCGAGACAAAGAUCUUGAAGUUGAAGAAUCUUCGUCUGCAGGAUUAUGCUGACUACACCUGCAUUGCCUCUGUCAAGAAUGCUUGCGGCAUUAGAGACAGAAGUACCCACUUUAGUCUGAACAACAGGACAGCUCCUCCCACUGUUAAAAUACUUUUGGAUGAUCCCGUGGUGGCAAAUCCUGGGGAGACGAUCACUCUGGUGUGCAAAGUGAUGAGCGGGCACCCUCCACCAGCACUGAGAUGGUUGAGGGUGGAGGGUGAGGAGCUACCGAAGAGGACCAUUGUCAAAGAUGGCACACUGACCGUCCCUGUUAUUAGUGACGACGAUGGAGGAACCUACACCUGUGUUGCCUCCAACAAUGUAGGAAACCCUGCAAAGAAAUCCAUCACCAUACUGGUCAGAGGCCUACAUAAGGGUCGGUUCUGGAUCACACCAGACCCAUAUCACAAUGAAGACAACAUUCAAAUUGGCCGGGAGGUCAAGAUUAGCUGUCAGGUGGAGGCCACACCUUCAGACGAGCUGCAGUUCAGCUGGCUAAAGAACGGCCGGCCACUGAAGAGCUCAGAGCGAAUGGUCAUCACCCAUACUGACCCUAACAUCUCACCAGGAACCACCAACCUGGACAUCAUUGACCUAAAGUUUACAGACUUUGGCACCUACACCUGUGUGGCAUCACUGAGGAAUGGAGGAAUCCCAGAGAUCAGCAUUGAUGUUAAUAUUUCCUCCACCACAGUUCCGCCUGAGCUUACAGUCCCGAAGGGGCAAUCUCAACUCAUUGUUCUCGAAAGGGACAAUGUAGACCUACAGUGUUUGGUCUCAGGAAAACCCAAACCCAUCAUCAUGUGGUCUCGGGUGGAGGAGAGUGGGCCAGCUGCUGCAGUAGCACCUCUGAUGCCUGAUGGCUCGUUUCAGAUGGAGAGCUAUGAUGGCAUACUGAGGAUCUACAAUGUGACAAGAAAGAUGAGCGGGACGUACCGCUGCCAAACCAGCCAGUACAACGGCUUCAACGUCAAACCCAGAGAGGCCCUGAUCCAUCUGGUGGUCCAAUUCACUCCAACUGUGGAGCCUGUGUACACGGAGGUCCGUCAGGCACUUGGCCGAGCGUUCAGCCUCACCUGCAACUUACUUCAAGCUUACCCAGCUCGCCACCUGCAGUACGAGUGGAAACUGGGCUCACGCCUUCUCACUGUUGGACAGUUUAGCGACCAAAGACACGACACCAGCUACCAUGUUAAAGCUCUGAACCGAGAGGGUUAUGGGAAGUACACCUGUGACAUCACCAACGAGGCUGGGGCAGGUCGCUGCACUUUCCUAGUUACAGGGACGGCCCACAAUCCAGAGUUUUAUUUUGACACGUACCACGCUCUGUGGCAGAACAGAGCUCAAGUCUACGGCUUCAAACUGCAGUGGACUCAGAUGGAGCCCAAUGCUGUGGAUCGAAUUCUGGCCUACAGGCUUGGUAUCAGGCAGAUGGGCCAGACCCGCUGGUGGGAACAGGAGAUUCCUAUUGGUGGAGCCAUCCAGAAGGGUCAGCUGCUGACCUACAACCUGACUGAACUGAUCAAACCUGAUUCCUAUUUGGUGCGCCUCACCCCCAUCACCCGAUAUGGUGAGGGGGAUGCUUCUGAACGCAUCAUUAAAUACAGAGCUCCAGUUAACCCACAUCUCCGGGAGUUUCACUGUGGUUUUGAGGAGGAGGCGUUAUGUUCCUUCUCUCAAGACAAGUCAGAUGAGUUUGACUGGACACGUCACAGCGGCUCCAGAGAGGGCACCACUUACACACCCAACACAGGACCAAGCUCUGACCACACAGGCUCAAACCAAGGUUUCUACAUGUUUAUUGAGACAUCCAGGCCCAGGCUGGAGGGGGACAAGGCCCGUCUGAUGUCCCCAACUUUCAACAUAAACUCCAAGAGUGUCGCCUCCUCCUCCUCAGCCAGCAACAAUCCCACCUACUGCUUUACUUUCUACUACCACAUGUAUGGGAAACAUAUAGGAGCUUUGAAUAUUUUCUUGCGGCAGAAAGGUCAGACACCGACAGAUACCCUAGUCUGGAGUCUAACUGGUAACCAAGGAAACAACUGGCGGCAGGCAAGGGUUAACAUCCACCCAACCACAGCUUUUCAGGUGGUGAUGGAAGGAGUCCGAGGCUCAGGUAUUGAAGGCGAUAUAGCUGCCGAUGAUGUUACCAUUGAGGAGGGCGAAUGCAAAGACUCUCCACCUAACAAUCUGAGAUCAUUUGCUUCGCUGCCAUCAUGUUAUGUAUUGCUACUCUGCAUCACUCAAAGUCUCGUGCUGAUUGGCUGGCAGAGGUGACACCAUCAGCACCUCUUCCCCAUUCUAAUCACCUCCCAUACAAGAUGCCAUGACUUUUGACUAUGGCCCAAGGGAUCUGUUUUGUACCUUCUCACUACAGCUGGAAGACCUGCUGUAGGAAAACCUGCGUUGCUCUGUCAAAAGGAAAUAAAUCCAUCCUUCACUGAA
Molecule: messenger RNA, 3088 nt
Organism: Girardinichthys multiradiatus
Lineage: Eukaryota; Metazoa; Chordata; Actinopteri; Cyprinodontiformes; Goodeidae
Product: MAM domain-containing glycosylphosphatidylinositol anchor protein 2-like
Exons: 17
Coding region: 17-2920 (967 amino acids)
Biological process (GO): homophilic cell-cell adhesion; synapse organization
Cellular component (GO): neuronal cell body; axon; plasma membrane
Molecular function (GO): axon guidance receptor activity; protein binding
Source: RefSeq, a predicted model, not a curated record